Messenger RNA from Darwinula stevensoni, 480 nucleotides. The record is from the annotation of a GenBank genome assembly. NCBI's taxonomy places the organism in Eukaryota, Metazoa, Arthropoda, Ostracoda, Podocopida, Darwinulidae.
AUGGAGUUGCAUGACCCGGACCUCAAUCCGACUUAUAAAUGCAACAUCGACGGGGCUGUCAAAUAUGACGAUAAUUCCUUGAGCAGCAUUAAUGAGCCCUUCAAGGUCAGGGCUACUCAAGAUACAUGUGACCUUAGCUUGAACUUUGAACCCUCUUCAGCUUACAAAGGCCAAUUCUCCUUAACCCUUAUGGUCAAGGACAUCAAAGACCCUGUUGGUUCGAAUGGGACAAUGGAAGUAACAAUUCGCAUGAUCAGCCCGGCAGAUCGCAUAGAGUUCAAAUUUGACAAUACCGUCCAAGAGGUAACGGAUAAACGCAAUGAGGAAACCAUAACCGGAACGGAAAUUCGCCAUUACCUACCUCCAGAAUAUAUCCAGGAAAUUCUUAAUCAGUUCGAGUCAAAGAAUCAAGUGGAUCAGUCUUCACGUUCGGGAGAAUGGAUCUAUCUCCCCUUCACAGAUGAUGCGCUAGCAAUGUAA